Messenger RNA from Bubalus bubalis (water buffalo), 3140 nucleotides. It is a transcript of the gene PABPC5, whose product is annotated as poly(A) binding protein cytoplasmic 5. The transcript has 2 exons. Gene Ontology annotation, molecular function: mRNA binding. The coding region runs from base 595 to 1743 and encodes 382 amino acids. Lineage: Eukaryota; Metazoa; Chordata; Mammalia; Artiodactyla; Bovidae. Gene Ontology annotation, cellular component: cytosol. The record is from RefSeq and is a predicted model, not a curated record.
UCUCCACCUAGAUCGUCACCUUCUUUGACUUGAUUUUGGGGUCAGCAGCCUAAACGUAAUAUUUUAAAUUAAUAAAUACAUUUUGAAAACUAAGAAAAAAAAAUCUAGAAACCUUUGCAAUCUCUCUAUCUUUUAACAUCUUGGCAGAGAGCAAGCGGGAAGAAGCGGGAAGUUCCUUAGCACGGUUCCGGGUUUCCUUGCGCCCCGCCCGUCGGCUCGCCCCACCACAGCUACAGGCUUUUUAGUCCCUGGUUCGGUCUGUCCUGCGGGGAACAAUCCCUGUCCAUCCGUCUGCGCUCUGCCCGCCCGCCGGGCAUCUGCCCUUCUCUCCUGACUCCGCCCCGCAUCUGUCCGGAACCGCUUCGCGUCUGAGCUGACCCAGUACGCGUCCGCCAGUCAGUCCCUCCGGACCGGCCGCGAGUCUCAGGCUGCCGAAAUCACCGCGCAUCACUCGCCUCAACAGUGAUUCUGAGUCUGCUUUUAGCUUUCUUCGCCUUGGCUUUUUUCUGUUUGUGAACAGCUGUUUGGCCCAUAGCUUAGAGAAAGCAGCCUUUUUUUCUCUCCCAAGAGAGCCUUCUCCCUGUGCUCAGAGAGAUGGGGAGUGGGGAGCCUAAUCCUGCUGGCAAGAAAAAGAAGUACCUCAAGGCUGCCCUGUAUGUGGGUGACUUGGACCCAGAUGUUACUGAGGACAUGUUAUAUAAAAAGUUCAGGCCUGCUGGACCUCUGCGCUUCACCCGAAUCUGCCGUGACCCAGUGACCCGCAGCCCCCUGGGCUAUGGCUACGUUAACUUCCGCUUUCCUGCGGAUGCUGAGUGGGCGCUGAACACCAUGAAUUUUGAUUUGAUUAAUGGCAAACCAUUCCGUCUAAUGUGGUCUCAGCCAGAUGACCGCUUAAGAAAGUCUGGAAUUGGAAAUAUAUUCAUCAAAAACCUGGACAAAUCCAUUGACAACAGGGCCCUUUUUUAUCUGUUUUCAGCUUUUGGGAGCAUUCUCUCCUGCAAAGUCGUAUGCGAUGACAAUGGCUCUAAGGGUUAUGCCUAUGUGCACUUUGACAGCCUGGCCGCUGCCAAUAGGGCCAUCUGGCACAUGAACGGAGUGCGGCUCAACAACCGCCAGGUGUACGUUGGCCGAUUCAAAUUUCCGGAAGAGAGGGCUGCUGAAGUUAGAACUAGGGAUAGAGCGACUUUCACUAAUGUUUUCGUUAAAAACUUUGGAGAUGACAUGGAUGACGACAAACUGAAGGAACUUUUCAGUGAGUAUGGGCCAACUGAAAGCGUUAAGGUAAUAAGAGAUUCCAGUGGGAAAUCGAAAGGCUUUGGAUUUGUGAGAUAUGAGACACAUGAGGCUGCCCAAAAGGCUGUGUUAGAUCUGCAUGGAAAGUCCAUCGAUGGGAAAGUGCUCUAUGUAGGGCGAGCACAGAAGAAAAUUGAACGUCUUGCAGAGUUAAGGAGAAGAUUUGAGCGGCUGAGAUUAAAAGAAAAAAGUCGGCCUCCAGGGGUGCCUAUCUAUAUUAAGAACCUGGACGAGACCAUUGAUGAUGAAAAACUGAAGGAGGAAUUUUCUUCCUUUGGGUCAAUUAGUCGGGCCAAAGUGAUGGUGGAGGUGGGGCAAGGCAAAGGGUUUGGUGUUGUCUGCUUCUCCUCUUUUGAAGAGGCUACCAAAGCAGUAGAUGAGAUGAAUGGUCGCAUAGUGGGUUCCAAGCCUCUGCAGGUCACUCUGGGCCAGGCCAGGCGCAGGUGGUGAGGAUAAGAAUGCUCAAUUUGUUUCAGCCUUAAGCUGGUGCCUACUUAGUUUGGGCUACUUUGUGAUAAGAGGUUAUUUUAUGUCAAUUAACAGGUUUUUUUAAGUGAAUACUUUCCUUUGGGAAAAAAAAAAAAAAAAAGUGAAACCAGAAAGCCUUGUUCAUUUUAGUGAAGAACAUAAUUUCUAAUUGUAAAACUGUCAUUUUGUACUAUUUUUCGAUAUAAUAUCCUUAGGAAUAUAUAGAAUAAAGUUUAUUCCUCCACAUACUUGUCCUAAACCAAUCAACAUGAGUUAAUUGAGUAUAUGUCCUUCCUUAUUUCGCUAAUACUACUAAAUUUCAUUUCUCCUAAUGAAAUUUCAUUAGAUCCUUACAUCUGAGUCUAUCACAGUGAAAAUUUCUAACUUGCUUUUUGAGAAAUCAGUAGAGCAGGGGAAAGUGUAUGUGAUCCAGUUAAUGUUUAUGCAUAAUUUGACUUUAAAUUAUUAUUUAAAAUGAAUAUUCCCUUUUAAAGAUGUGAGCUUUUUCCUUCUUUUAUUUAUUUAUAUUUUCCCUUCUUUAUUAUGCUGAGGGCAUACCACAGACUUCAUAGUGGAUUUGAGUAAGUUUUGAGAGUUUCCACUAUUAACUUUAUAACUUCAAUAAGCAUAUUGGUACUUUACCAAUCAGUACAUUAGAAUAUUAACACUUUAAAGAUUGAUUUUUUUUAAAUUCUAAGUUUCAUCUUAGAAACCUUUCCUCAGAGAUUUAAUAUUUGAAGACAGGCUAAGGAGCAUUCUUAUCACUUGUUUUGCUAAACUCUUUAGUAUGUAUAUUUGGAUUGUGUUUAAUUAACAAAAAAGGUGAAUAACAACACUAAAUUGCCUUUGUCUAUAGUUAAUUUUAGGAUUACCUUCAGCCUUUGUCGUGUCAAUAUAAAAGGUAAAUACUCCAUGUAAUGAUGUUGAAAACUACUUUGAAGAAUAACUUCUAUUAAACUUGUUAUUACCUCUUGUAAACUGUUGAAUAUAUUCACAAGAUAAUAUUCACAGAUGUUUCAAAAUUAAGGAAAAGGUCCUCUCUCUUGAUUAAGUAGCAUACCUCCAUCAUAUGAGAUCUCUUAAUCCAGUAUGAUUCUCUUUUUUGUCUAGCUACUUGGAAGUUAUGACAAAAUAUUCUGUUCUAUGUUGCAGUUAUGUUAUUUGCCCUGUGACUUCUAUAUGAUGGAUUUUCUGUGUUUCACUUGUAGUUCCCUCUUGUCCACACCCAUCUACCUUUCAAUCUGUAUUACACUUACUUUCUUAUUUUCUUUGGAUUGUGCUGCUGCUCUGUUCAGUCACUCAGUCAUCUUCAACUCUUUGAGACCCCGUGGACUGUAACCCACCAGGCUCCUCUGUCCAUGGAAUUUUCUGGGCAAGGA